Messenger RNA from Fusarium pseudograminearum CS3096, 1071 nucleotides. RefSeq lists its product as uncharacterized. NCBI's taxonomy places the organism in Eukaryota, Fungi, Ascomycota, Sordariomycetes, Hypocreales, Nectriaceae. Bases 1 to 1071 code for a protein of 356 amino acids. The record is from RefSeq and is a predicted model, not a curated record. The transcript has a single exon.
AUGGUAAUUCUGUUUAAGAAUGAACUCAAAGCUAUGUAUUUUGAGCAGACGGCUAUGGAACUUCGCCGCACGGAAGAAUACCGCUAUAAAUGGUCCGGAUGCUGUGAUCCGCCAUUCGCAAAAUGGAAGCCAGGCGCGCCGGUGUUGACGGAUCGAGGCUCUAUCAUUGACUUCUUCAACAAGGAAGUCAUGUUAUAUAUUGAUGUGGAUGUGAUGCGCAGGCCGACAGAAGAAUUCUACUUCCCACUUCUAGGGCGAUAUCUUUACCGGACUUGGUUUCGACAACAUGACGGUCGACCGCCAUUCCAAAGGGGCGGGUUUAUCGUCAAGCCCAUGCUACUGCGGGAGCCGUUGCGGACGGACCUAGUCCAACUAUCGACAUAUCACACUGAGCUUUCGAAAUUUCUUUCCCAGUCUCUUGAUGAUCUUGUCGCGUUCGAUUGCUACCAUCAGCCUGAAGACACUUGGCCAUCGCUAUGUCCACCAACCCAGUCCUUCCGUGACCAUGGUUACUUCAUGCAUCCCUUGUUCAAAGCCUUGUACGUGGUUUACGACGAUCAAUUUGAUGAUCAUGACCAUUUGGAUGAACCGAUGGAACGAGGAGAGUACGAGACAAUCGACGACUACAGACAGCGGUUCAUUGGCUGGAAGAAGUCAAACGAGAGUGUCUUGCUUGUGAGGACGGGGAACGAUUCCCAUCUCUCCUCCCCAAACAGCUUUCUCCCGCUCUUCCAAUCUGGUCUGGCAUUUGACGUUAACCGCCCUGAUUAUCAAGAUGAGCCAGAACCAACAGUCGUCCGAGUCAAACUAGAGACGGCGCUUCAAUUCAUCGCGGACUUACUGAAGAAGGAAGAGGCUACCCCAGAGAUACAGAGAUGUAUACAAGAGCAAGAUGAAGGCUGCCAGGAUUUUGUUGAUCGAAUGAUUGACGAUUGUCGAGAAUUUGGCAUCGACUCGCACCGGUCUUAUUGGGUUGCCUUUCGACGAGUCCGGGCAAGAUUGGAGAACGAGGCGUUUGAAGAUGACCAAGCCAUUCCAUCAUGGGAAUGCCUAUGUCGAUGGACUUGGUAA